This is a messenger RNA of Pungitius pungitius (ninespine stickleback), 2519 nucleotides long. It is a transcript of the gene ndfip2, whose product is annotated as Nedd4 family interacting protein 2. NCBI's taxonomy places the organism in Eukaryota, Metazoa, Chordata, Actinopteri, Perciformes, Gasterosteidae. Gene Ontology annotation, biological process: ubiquitin-dependent protein catabolic process; positive regulation of protein ubiquitination; metal ion transport. Gene Ontology annotation, molecular function: WW domain binding. The record is from RefSeq and is a predicted model, not a curated record. Bases 199 to 930 code for a protein of 243 amino acids. The transcript has 8 exons. Gene Ontology annotation, cellular component: perinuclear region of cytoplasm; Golgi apparatus; endoplasmic reticulum.
AUUGACUCCCUUGUUUAACGUUUCAACGAAGACACGGUGUUUUUUUUCUGAUCGAGCGCACCGCAGACUGCAGUCGUCUCUGCCUCCGAGCCGCAGCUUGUCAUUCCCCGCUGCCCAGGGUCUCUCCCUCCGUCACGACAGCUCGGACCCUCCCGCUGGUUUUCUCCGCUGGUUGCUCUCCGGCUGAAUCUCGUCGGGAUGGACCCAGCCAGCCGGUACCGAGUGUUGCACAACGAGGAGGACUCUCCGGAGGCCUCCACCAGCGAAGAGCAGCCGUGCACUUCUGCCGCUGCCCAGGCCAGUAUGUCCAGCCAGGACCAACUCGGCCCGGCGGCGUCUGGCACUCAGGAGGAGGCGGAUGCACCUCCGCCGCCUUACGCCUCCAUUGAACAGGGAGCGACUGCUGCAGCGCCAGAGACUAGUUACCGAGUGGACUUCCCGGUACCCCCGCCGUACAGCGUCGCCACCUCGCUGCCCACAUAUGAUGAGGCGGAGAAGGCCAAGGCGGCCGCCAUGGCGACCGCCGCCGUGGAGGUGAUGCCACGGGAUGACGAAUUCCCUGCCCGGGAGGAUUUCAGCGACGCUGAUCAGCUGCGCGUCGGCAACGAUGGAAUCUUCAUGUUGGCCUUUUUCAUGGCCUUCCUGUUCAACUGGAUCGGGUUCUGCCUGUCCUUCUGUCUGACCAAUACCAUCGCGGGACGCUACGGCGCCAUCUGUGGCUUCGGCCUGUCCCUCAUCAAGUGGAUUCUGAUUGUCAGGUUCUCAGACUACUUCACUGGAUACUUCAAUGGUCAAUACUGGCUGUGGUGGAUCUUCCUGUUGCUCGGUCUGCUGCUGUUCUUCAGGGGUUUCGUGAACUAUCUUAAAGUGCGCAACAUGUCGGAGAACAUGGCCACGACUCACAGAACGCGCCUCUUCUUCCUCUACUAAAAAGGUUUCUACAGCAUCGCCAUUCUUCACCGCUGUGAAGUCCCCUGCCCGCGCCCCUCCCCUGGAAUGACCCCAGCGACAGGCCUUGCAGCGAAGAGGAAACGGGAAAGGAACCAAGGACAGAUGUAGGAAGAAAGUGUUACCAGUCUCAUUUAAAAGCAGAACGUGUCUCACUCUCAGCUUCUGAACCAAGUCCUUCAUUAGCAGACCUUUUCCCUGGCUUUGUUUUUUUUCCUUUUUUCCCGUCCUUUAAUUUAACGCACUUGAUACCCUUCAGAAAAUAUUUUGAGAUACCGUAGUUAAAUGAGGCAAAUUCAGCCGACCAAAACGAGUCAGCCCAACAGUCGCAGGGACGCUAAAUGAAAGCACAAUGAAACAACUUCAAUGCAGGAAACUCAAUUGUUUCUGUAGCGCACUGCCUAGAAUAUUUAACAGGACAUCAGUAUGGUCUGUAAACAUUUUGGAACUUUUCAAAAAGAAAAAUGUGCAGGAAGUGGAAGCCCACUCCGAGCCUCUGAUAUUCAACCUCCGGCUUUGCAUCCAGUUUGAGCUGUGGCAGUUUUUUUUCUUUAGCACUAGCUUUGUCAUUCCAAAUUCUACCAGUCUUACUUUAACAGUGAUGUAGCGGCUCCGCGCCCUUUACUUCCACUUCGGGCCCUUUCAAAAAAAAAAAAUCUGGAAGGCGAGAGUGAAUGUGGAAGACUUUCAUCUCGAGGCGCGAGAAGAGGCAGACGCACGCUAUCCGUUUACAGAUCACAGACCCCGAUGCUCUCGAUGUCUUUGAACCAAAGGCCCCUGAACGAGGACCGCGCAGACGGUUGCUAAAGCAGUUUGAAUCAAAGAGCGUCCACCAAAUUACCCAAAAUGUAGUCAUCUGUUGAGGGAGCCCCGGUGUGCAGGGGGGCUCCUCAUCCAGGGGCCUGAUAAGAAGCAUUCCGAGUCCUUGAGUGAAGCUCUUUGGAGCAACAGAGUUUUCUGUAAUUAAGUCCUGAUCAUGGGUUAGGCACAGUUGAAUAGUUCCUCCCAGAGGUGCUCACUGAACGUGUGUGUGCGUGUGUGUGUGUGUGUGUGUGUGGUGACCACUUGCCAACGAAAUGAUUUGAAUUGCCAAUAAAUCAGAGGAAAAUGCAAUAAAAGCUCUUAAAAUGUGACAUGUUGUGCAUGAUUUUGAGAUCGCAUGGAUUUUAGUUAUGAUUACAGUCUAAUUGUCUUCUCAUGGAGUGAGAGGCUUUUGGUAAUUUCCUUUUAGAAAGGUGUCUUAAAUGUGAUAAAGUGAGAAGAGUAUCUGCAUCGCCAUUUCUCACGAGUGUAACAGCGUCGGGGUCGUGGAGGGUAAAUGGAGCCUGGCUGGAUAAAGGAAAAAAAAGCUUUGUUUGAUUACUUUUCUCAUCCAUUAAAUGAGAUGUAUAUACCAGCUUAUGCCAAUUCAUAAUAUUUGCACUUUGAAGAACUUCUGUACAGUAUGAUUUAUGAAUCCGCUUAACUUUAUAUGGUAGAUAGAAAUAUAAGUACAUUUAUCACAGUCAUCAAAGUUUUACAACUGGAAUUCUUAAGUCAUCCCAAAUGGACAGUUUGCCUUUUGCAUUUUU